UUGCCCGGCCCCCCCACCACUCCAUCGCAGCUCCUCAGCGGCGCUGUGUGCACUCCUCCUCGGACUCGCUCACACGCUCGCCCCCCAAGGCCUCGGUGGAGCACCGCACGGACCUAAAAAUCUUCCGUUUCCUCAUCCUUUUUGGUUUAAACUAAGUCGGAGGGAUAGAAAAGAACAAGAAGCCCACCUGUGCUCAUUAUGGCGACAGCGGCGGUGUCAGCCACGGCCGGUGGCCCCAGCCCCGGCCCGGGGACCGAGCUGGUGCGCGGGCAGGCGUUCGACGUCGGUCCUCGGUACAGCAAUCUGUCUUACAUCGGCGAAGGAGCCUACGGCAUGGUGUGCUCGGCGUACGACCGUGACAACAAACUUCGCGUGGCCAUCAAGAAGAUCAGCCCCUUCGAGCAUCAGACGUACUGCCAGCGCACGCUGCGCGAGAUCAAGAUCCUGCUGCGCUUCAAGCACGAGAAUAUCAUCGGAAUCAACGACAUCAUACGCACGCCCACCAUCGACCAGAUGAAAGAUGUCUACAUCGUGCAGGACCUGAUGGAGACGGACCUGUACAAGCUACUGAAGACGCAGCACCUGAGCAACGAUCACAUCUGCUACUUCCUCUACCAGAUCCUGCGAGGCCUCAAGUAUAUCCACUCGGCCAACGUUCUUCACCGCGAUCUCAAGCCCUCCAACCUCCUGCUCAACACCACCUGCGAUCUCAAGAUCUGCGACUUCGGUCUGGCCCGCGUGGCCGACCCGGACCACGACCACACGGGCUUCCUGACGGAGUACGUGGCCACGCGCUGGUACCGAGCGCCCGAGAUCAUGCUCAACUCCAAGGGCUACACCAAGUCUAUCGACAUCUGGUCGGUGGGCUGCAUCUUGGCUGAGAUGUUGUCCAACCGGCCCAUCUUUCCCGGGAAGCACUACCUGGAUCAGCUCAACCACAUUCUGGGUAUCCUGGGCUCGCCCUCUCAGGAGGACCUCAACUGCAUCAUCAACAUCAAAGCCAGGAACUAUUUGCUUUCUCUGCCGCUGCGCUGCAAAGUACCCUGGAACCGUCUCUUCCCCAACGCUGAUGCCAAAGCGUUGGAUCUGCUGGACAAAAUGCUGACCUUCAACCCCCACAAGCGGAUUGAGGUAGAGGAGGCCCUGGCACACCCUUACUUGGAGCAAUACUACGACCCCACCGACGAGCCCGUGGCGGAGGCGCCGUUUAAGUUUGACAUGGAGCUGGACGACCUCCCCAAGGAGACUCUGAAGGAGCUCAUCUUUGAGGAGACAGCACGCUUCCAGCCCGGGUUCCGGUCCUAACGUUUCACGCCAGCCAGAUGAUUCCUCACCGCUGCCCCGCCCCUCCACACUGUUAUCGCUGUGUUUUUGUUUUAUUACUUCCGGUUUUGCUUCCCAAAAUUUUUGGCUGUCGCUCAUCAAGUCCACUUUGCUCAGGAAUGGCGUCAUGAAUCAAUCAGUUUGUCGUUCCGGGAUGUGGGAGACUGGGUUUUGGGGGCUCGGCUUUUGGGGAUCCAUUGCAGCUUGGGGUGAUUUUUCUUUUUUUUUUUUUUUCUCCACCCACACUUCCUUUUAAAAGGCUUAUGUUUGGAUUGUCAUCUACACAUCACGCAGCCCCCCCUCUCCCAAAAAAAGACCCAUUUAUGCAAAGAGUCGACAUUAUCAGCCAGAAAAAAAGCCAUGGUUCUGAUGGUUCUCUUACAGAAUCAUCCUUUUCUUGUACAUGAAGCUUCUGCUUAGCCUCUGUGGGUUAGCACGGAAUGGUCCUAAUGUGUUUGGAAGGGAAAAGAAAAACACACCCCAUAGUUUAUCCUUUCUAAAUAGUCCAAUAUAUGUUCAGGUUGGGAAACGGACUCUAUUUUCCUUGAGUGUGCGUACAUGCCCUGCUGAGAAGACAAGUGUGCGCCCCUUCUGCAUGACUGUUAGCAGCUGUGUAUAGAAAGAGCGUGUCGAGUGCCACGCGGGCCUUCACCAUUUCGCCUCCAACAGGGUGCUUCAGUGGCCUCAUUUUGACCCCCCCCCCCCCGUCCGCUAAUUACGGCACGAAAACUGUUGAAGCAAAGGAGAAAAAAAAGUCCAGCUCUGCUCCAUUUUUAUUUUUAUUUUUUUAAUAUACGGCACUUUAAACUGGCAGCUACACAACUAACUGUGCGAGUAUAGUUUGAGGACUGUCGCAAAUGCAGGAUAUGAACUCCAAAGGCCGUCGGUUCUGUUCAAUAUUUAAAAGUAGGGCUUCAAAUUAGCUGCUUUCUCAGGAUGAGCGCAUGAACGCAGCACCAACAUCAGUUUGCUCAAUAGUAGUUUAGUGUCCUUCGAGAAAUCAAGCAAGUUGAAUCCAAACAAAUUUGAGUCACAUUUUUGGGGGGGGCGGGUCAACACUCUCGAAAUUGAGCCCCUGAGAACUAGCUAGCCUGCAGGCGAUCCUUGUUACUAAUCUGUUUUGCACAGCAUUAGAUUUAGAUUUUUUUUCCCCACCCUUUGCAAAUUGCUAAUGCAGAACAAAGACGCGAUUUAAUUUUGUAUUUUGGUUGUCAUCUUACCCCAAACAUAAACGAGAUCAACAAAGUUUUAUCUGACAACAUACUUGGAGUAACAUGCCAGUCUGCGAGCGCUCCGUGUCGCUAAUCUCCUAACUUUUUACAAAUAGCUUCAAUCAAAUAGGUAUGGCCUAGCCAUUAAUGAAAGGAAACAGUUGACUUGAACUGGUUUUGUACUUUGUUAGCAGAGUAGAUAUAUAUAUAUUAAAAAAAGUCAACCACUCUUGUGGCAGCGGCGGCCUAUCGGUGUGGUUUUUUUUGGGGGGGGGGGUGCGUUCAAAGGCACCGGGAAGCAGCAGCGUUGGAACGGUUUGUGUACUGAUUAGCGCUUGUGCUCCGUUCUUUUGUCUGUUUGUGCCUUCUUUGACAAUUCCAUGUGCAGCUUCUGAUGUGAUCAAUCAAAGAAAAAAAGUGAGCUUUGUACAUUUUGAAAAGAUUUGUUGCCACUCUGUGUGUGUGUGCGGACGUGUGCGUGUGCAGGUUUGUGUGUAUGCUUGCGCGGUUUGUGAAGAAAAACAUCUAUUUUAUUUUUUUCCUCCCUUUUUGUGCAGAUAUUUUUAUUGUCCAAUGAGUGUUUUGAUUUUAUCAGAAACUAAAUGAUCUCGUUGCCUCACCAUGUUUCGAUUGUUCGUGAAGAAAGAUAAAGAUUAAAAAAAAAAAAAGGUCCCACUAUUGUUUUAAAGGUGCGUCCGCCUCAAAUUUUCCAUUGUUUUUGUUUCUUGGGUCAGUUUUAUUUUGCUACUGUGUGAAGAAUUUCGCUUUUAUUGUUGAAGACUGUUUUUAAAAAGUGAAUUAUUCAAUGUUUUUUGGAAGCCAGGAAAAAGAAAAACACACAAAGAAAAUUAAACACUAUUGAAGAGACUGUACCACACAACAAUCAACAUGUACACUGUUGCCAAACAGUUUUCUUUGGAGCAAACAAAUCUUGGUGUAUUUAAUUAGAAAAUUAUCAAUAAAAACAUGUUUACCCCGA
This is a messenger RNA of Syngnathus typhle (broad-nosed pipefish), 3513 nucleotides long. RefSeq names its product mitogen-activated protein kinase 1 (gene mapk1). Gene Ontology annotation, molecular function: MAP kinase activity; ATP binding. The coding region runs from base 199 to 1305 and encodes 368 amino acids. The record is from RefSeq and is a predicted model, not a curated record. NCBI's taxonomy places the organism in Eukaryota, Metazoa, Chordata, Actinopteri, Syngnathiformes, Syngnathidae. Gene Ontology annotation, cellular component: nucleus; cytoplasm. The transcript has 9 exons. Gene Ontology annotation, biological process: intracellular signal transduction; protein phosphorylation.